AUGGAUUUUGAUGAUGAUAUCAAUAAUAAUCAUUCAAUAGAUGAAAGAAUUAAAUCAUCAGAUAUUGAUGAUGAUAAUCAGUUAUUACCGGAACAACUAACAUCAACAUCUUCUAAUCGUCGAUCUAUUCGUUCGUCAACUAUUCGUCGAAUUCCUGGUGAUAAUGAACAAAUUUUAUCAUCAAACCUAAAUGAACCUGAUCCAAAUGUUUUUCUAAUAUCAUCCGAUACAAAUUCUCAUAAUACAAUACGAAAAACAAAACAUGAUGUUAAACGUUUUGUUAUGUAUAUAGAUGAACAAUUCGGUGAGCAAAUGUCUUUACAUACAAUAUCAGCUGACUCAUUAUGUCGUUAUUUAAAACAUUAUUUUGAAAAUACAAAAAAAUUUGAUGGUACACAAUAUGAACCGGAUACAUUAAGAAGUUUUUUAUUAAGUAUUGAACGUUAUUUAAAAAGUAAAAAUUAUCAAUAUAAUCUCAUGGAAUCACCAAUAUUUCAAUCAUGUCGACAAGUUAUUAAUAAUAAACGUGAAGAAUGGAAAAAAUUAGGUGGAUUAAAUCAAUCAAAACAAUCAUCAUUUAAUUUAUUAAAUACAAAAAAAUUAACGAUAUUUGAUCGAACAAAACCAGAUAGUUUAUUACUUGAAAUUUAUUUACAUAUAAUAAAAUUAUGUAAAUUAUCUGUAACACAAUUACUUUGGGGAGAUAUUUCAUUAAUUGAUGAACAAUAUCUUAUAUGUAAUCAACAAAAAAUUGAAAAUCAAUCAUUUAAACUUUAUGCAACACCGCAUCAUUCUUCAACAUGUCCAAUACAAGCCUAUCGUCUUUAUGCAACUCAUCGACCACCACAAUGCAAUACACCUCAAUCACCUUUCUUUCUUAUACCACGUUCAACAAAUGCUCAUCAUAUUUGGUAUAAAACAACAGCAGCUGGUAAAAAUCUUGAACCCAUACUUCAAAAAGCCAUACAACAUGCUACUCUUUUUAAACAAUCAACAUCAUCUACAACUACUACUACUACAACUACUCUCAAUAAUAAAUCAUCAUCGAUUCUCAAUGGAAAACGAAAUGUAUCACCAACUAAUUUUUUACCCACAGCAAAACGAAUAUCAUCUUUUAAUCAACCACUUAAUCUAUCUGUUACAACAACACUAGAAGAAGAUAGUGGAACAGCAUCAUCAUCACCAACAAAUUCAUUAUCAAAUGAUAUGAUAUCAUCAUCAUCAAUAAAUGAAUCUUCAAGUAAACAAAUAACAAAUUCAAUUUGGGAUGAAAGUAUAACUGAUAUAUUAUUAACUGUUUCAAAACAACGUGAUACACGUACGGUUAAAAUAAAUACAUUACGAACGUAUUUAGAAGAAAAAUUAGGUUUUGUAGAAUUUUUAUGUCUUUAUCGUGGUUUUAAAUCAGAACCAAAAUUAACAUUUCGUGGGACACCAUGGGAACAUUAUCAACGUUUUUUACCUGUUCUUUUCACAUUACUUACACUUGACAAUACAACAGUUUAA
Adineta steineri is the source of this 1506-nucleotide messenger RNA. The record is from the annotation of a GenBank genome assembly. NCBI's taxonomy places the organism in Eukaryota, Metazoa, Rotifera, Eurotatoria, Adinetida, Adinetidae.